GUGACCUGGGGCUGAUGCUUUAAUGCCAAAAUAAACAGCAACGUCAAACUCCAGUUGAGUAACAGCUGAAAAGGAAAAAGACAAACUGUCAACUUUUAAUAACUGUCAAGAAGGGUUAAUAACUUUUUUAUUCUGUAACACUAGUGGUCUGCGUGAAGCACAAAAUGUCUACGAAUCGAAUGAACGCACCUCUGAAGCUCCAGUUUGGACUCAUCAAUUAUGAAAAUCGUUACCUCACUGCAGAGGCUUUUGGGUUCACUAUAAAUGCAUCUGGAACAGGCAUGAAGAAGAAACAGAUCUGGACCUUAGAGCAAAACCAGGAGAACCAGGUGGUUUUCUUGCGCAGUCACCUCGGACGUUACCUGGCCACAGAUAAAGAUGGCAAGGUAAGCUGUGAGACAGAAGUGCCGGACGCAGCGUGCCGUUUCUUGAUUGUGCCCCAGUCGGAUGGACGUUGGGCUUUGCAGUCGGAGCCGCAACAACGUUAUUUCGGAGGCUCCGCAGAAUACUUGUCCUGUUUUGCUCAGACCAUUGGGGAGGCUGAGCAGUGGACCGUCCAUCUCGCUCUUCACCCGCAGGCCAGCAUGCUAAGUGUACCCCGCAAACGUUACGCUCAUCUGUCCACCGUCGCUAACGAGGUCUGCAUGGAAAGAAACAUCCCCUGGGGUGUGGACUCUCUCAUCACCCUGGUCUACCUGGAUGGAAAGUAUAGCAUGAAGACCUGCGACAGCCGCUUUCUCCGCAAUGACGGUAAGCUGGUGAUAGAGAACGAACCCGACACUAAUUUCACCCUGGAGCUCAAGUCUGGCAAGCUUGCGUUUAAGGACAGGGAGGGCAAGUAUCUAACACCGAUGGGGCCCACAGGAACCCUGAGAUCUGGCCGAUGUUCAACGCCAUGGAAAGAUGAGCUGUUUGAUCUGGAAGAGAGUCACCCGCAAGUCGUUUUCCAGGCAGCAAACAAAAGAUACGUGUCCAUUCGGCAAGGUGUCAAUGUGUCGGCCAAUCAGGAUGAUGAGACAGACAUGGAGAUUUUUCAGAUGGAGAUUGACAAAAACACUAAGAAGUGCACGUUCAGAACCAACGGUGGAAAUUACUGGACACUCGUAGCACACUGUGGCAUUAUGGCCACAGCUACAGAAACGGAGGAAAACACCAUGUUUGACAUUGAAUGGCUGGGCAGGCGCAUUGCUUUUAGGGCAAGCAAUGGAAAAUAUGUUUCCACUAAGAAAAAUGGACACCUUGCUGCUAUUAGUGAUUCUGUGGGGGAGGAUGAGCAGUUUGUGCUAAAGUUGAUUAAUCGACCUAUCCUGGUCCUGCGUGGAGAGAAUGGCUUUGUGUGUCACCACAGGACCUCUAAUGCACUGGACGCCAACCGCUCUGUCUAUGACAUCUUCUCAUUGCUGUUCAAUGAUGGUGCAUACCAAAUAAAAAGUGGAAAUGGAAAGUUUUGGUAUGUCUCCAGUAGUGGUUUGGUUUGCACAGAUGGGGACAAGCCUGAGGAUUUCUUAUUUGAAUUUCUGGUGCAUGGACGUGUCGGUAUCAAGGCUCAAAAUGGCAAGUACCUGCGUGGAGACCAGGGAGGCACACUGAUCGCUAAUGGAGUCAAUGUGGAUAACUUUUCCCUGUGGGAACACUGA
Molecule: messenger RNA, 1637 nt
Organism: Paramisgurnus dabryanus
Lineage: Eukaryota; Metazoa; Chordata; Actinopteri; Cypriniformes; Cobitidae
Source: RefSeq, a predicted model, not a curated record